AUGAUACGAGGUUAUGGGCCUAUAGCUCAGGCAUAUUUUGGCACACUCUUCACAUGGGGUUUAACCGCUGCUGGUGCGGCAUUAGUGUUUGUCUUUUCAUCUGGCAAGAGAAAAGUUCUAGAUGGUAGCCUUGGAUUUGCUGCCGGAGUUAUGGUGGCAGCUUCCUUUUGGUCAUUAUUACAGCCAGCAAUAGAAUUAGCUACAAAGUCCGGCCACUACGGCCAAGAUGGCCAGUUUUCUUUUAUACCCGUUGGAAUUGGUUUCGCAUUCGGUGCUGCUUUUGUUGGUGUCACUGAUAUGAUGAUGAGUAGAAUGAAUAUUUCUUCACCCCAAAUCGCUUUAGCAAAUGUGUACUGUAAAAGUAUGAACGAAGACACCGAACGAUUUGAAUUAGGAGCAGAAGAUGAAGAAGUCAAUAAUCGUUAUCAUCACCAAAGCGAUAAUAGUAACCUUGUCUAUCGUUCACUCAAUAAUAAAGCAGUUGAGAAUAAUAAAACUCAACAUUCUGAAUACCAGAAAAAUUCUGAGAUGAUUAAUCUUCAAUGGCGUCGUAUCAUUUUACUAGUCAUCGCGAUAACAGUCCACAACAUUCCAGAGGGUCUUGCUGUUGGAGUAGGAUUUGGUGCAAUUGGAAAAACGGAGCAAGCGACUUUUGAAAAUGCUAGAAACCUAGCAAUUGGUAUUGGCAUUCAGAACUUUCCGGAAGGACUGGCUGUAAGCCUACCUCUUAAGGCCAUGGGAUUCUCAACAUGGACAAGUUUCUGGUAUGGACAACUGAGCGGAAUGGUAGAACCAAUAGCUGGAAUAUUAGGAGCUGCAGCCGUUAUGAUAGCUGAACCAAUUUUGCCUUAUUCAUUAGCCUUUGCUGCUGGUGCCAUGAUUUAUGUAGUCAUUGAUGAUAUUAUCCCGGAAGCGCAAACUAGUGGUAAUGGUCGUUUAUCAUCCAUUGGUUGUAUCGUUGGAUUUCUCGUUAUGAUGUCCCUUGAUGUUGGAUUGGGUUAA
Molecule: messenger RNA, 1002 nt
Organism: Trichoplax adhaerens
Lineage: Eukaryota; Metazoa; Placozoa; Uniplacotomia; Trichoplacea; Trichoplacidae
Exons: 9
Coding region: 1-1002 (333 amino acids)
Biological process (GO): zinc ion transmembrane transport
Cellular component (GO): membrane
Molecular function (GO): zinc ion transmembrane transporter activity
Source: RefSeq, a predicted model, not a curated record